Messenger RNA from Dromaius novaehollandiae (emu), 6552 nucleotides. It is a transcript of the gene ROCK2, whose product is annotated as Rho associated coiled-coil containing protein kinase 2. The transcript is spliced from 32 exons. Gene Ontology annotation, molecular function: ATP binding; small GTPase binding; Rho-dependent protein serine/threonine kinase activity. NCBI's taxonomy places the organism in Eukaryota, Metazoa, Chordata, Aves, Casuariiformes, Dromaiidae. Bases 287 to 4453 code for a protein of 1388 amino acids. Gene Ontology annotation, biological process: embryonic morphogenesis; mitotic cytokinesis; smooth muscle contraction. Gene Ontology annotation, cellular component: centrosome; cytoplasm; cytoskeleton. The record is from RefSeq and is a predicted model, not a curated record.
CGGGGAGAGGCGGGGGCGCCGCGGGAAGCGCUGCCUUUCUUCGCUGCGCCCUCCCCUUCGCCGCCUCCCGCCCGGCCCUACCCUUCCCGUCGCUCCCCCGCGCCCGGCGCAGCGCGGCCGCGGCCCCGCGCCGUUCAUGCCCGGCGGCUGCGCGGCCGCCAGCGCUGCGCUCCCGCCUCGGCGCGGCCUCCUGCGGCGCUAGGCCGCGGCGCCGACCCGCUCAGUCUCCUCCUCCGCGGCCGCGGGCCGGGUGCCCCGCCGCUGCCGCCGCCAGGCGAGCGGCAGGAUGAGCCAGCAGCAGGCGGCGAAGAUGUCGGCAGCUCCGCCGGCGCCGGAGGCUCCGGAGCCGGCGCCGGGGAUGCUCGAGGGCCGCCAGAGGAAGCUGGAGUCCCUCAUCCGCGACCCGCGCUCGCCCGUCAACGUGGAGAGCCUGCUGGAUGGCCUGAAUUCCUUGGUCCUUGAUCUGGAUUAUCCAGCGCUGAGGAAAAACAAGAACAUAGAUAAUUUCUUAAAUAGAUAUGAGAAAAUUGUGGAAAAAAUCCGAGCUUUACAAAUGAAAGCUGAAGACUAUGAUGUUGUUAAAGUGAUUGGAAGAGGCGCUUUUGGAGAAGUGCAGCUGGUUCGCCAUAAAAUGACGCAGAAGGUUUAUGCAAUGAAGCUACUUAGUAAAUUUGAAAUGAUCAAGAGAUCAGAUUCAGCCUUUUUCUGGGAAGAAAGAGAUAUCAUGGCCUUCGCCAACAGUCCCUGGGUGGUUCAGCUUUUUUGUGCCUUUCAAGAUGACAAAUACUUGUAUAUGGUAAUGGAAUACAUGCCAGGUGGAGAUCUUGUAAACCUUAUGAGCAAUUACGAUGUGCCUGAGAAAUGGGCCAGGUUCUAUACAGCCGAAGUUGUUCUUGCACUUGAUGCAAUUCACUCCAUGGGCUUGAUACACAGAGAUGUGAAGCCUGAUAAUAUGCUUUUAGAUAAAUAUGGGCAUCUAAAGCUGGCAGAUUUUGGCACUUGCAUGAAAAUGGAUGAAACGGGCAUGGUGCGCUGCGACACAGCGGUGGGAACCCCUGACUACAUAUCGCCCGAGGUGCUGAAGUCCCAAGGCGGGGACGGCUACUACGGGCGGGAAUGUGACUGGUGGUCUGUUGGGGUCUUCCUUUUUGAGAUGCUAGUUGGUGAUACUCCUUUUUAUGCCGACUCAUUAGUAGGAACAUACAGUAAAAUUAUGGAUCACAAGAACUCAUUACAUUUCCCAGAUGAUGUGGAAAUCUCUAAGCAUGCAAAGAAUCUUAUCUGUGCCUUUUUAACUGACAGGGAUGUGCGACUUGGGAGAAAUGGGGUAGAAGAAAUAAAACAUCACCCUUUCUUUAAGAGUGAUCAGUGGAACUGGGAUAACAUUCGAGAGACUGCGGCUCCUGUUGUUCCUGAGCUGAGCAGUGAUAUAGACAGCAGUAAUUUUGAUGACAUUGAGGAUGACAAGGGAGAUGUGGAAACUUUUCCAAUCCCCAAAGCCUUCGUGGGAAACCAGCUGCCUUUUAUAGGAUUUACCUACUAUAGAGACAACUUGUUGCUAAGUGACUCCUCUCAGUCUUGUAGAGAAAAUGAAUCCAUGCAAUCUAGUAAAAAUGAGUUUCAGAAAAAACUAAGCAAGUUAGAAGAACAGCUCAGUAAUGAAAUACAAGCCAAAGAUGAACUAGAACAGAAGUACAGGUCUACUAAUACUCGUUUAGAGAAGAUAGUGAAAGAACUAGAUGAAGAGAUAACUUCAAGGAAGAAUGUAGAGUCUGCAGUGAGACAGUUAGAAAGAGAGAAGGCUCUUCUUCAGCAUAAGAAUACAGAAUACCAGAGAAAAGCCGAACAUGAAGCAGAUAAGAAACGCAAUUUGGAAAAUGAGGUUAACAGUUUGAAGGACCAGCUUGAAGAUUUAAAAAAGAGGAAUCAGAACUCUCAAAUAUCCAAUGAGAAAAUCAAUCAACUACAAAGACAGUUGGAUGAAGCCAAUUCUUUGCUGCGAUCCGAGUCUGAUACUGCAGCCCGGUUAAGAAAGAACCAGACAGAAAGCACGAAGCAAAUCCAGCAGUUGGAAGCUAAUAAUCGAGAACUGCAAGAUAAAAACUGCUUGCUAGAGAAUGCUAAACUUAAACUGGAGAAAGACUUUCUCAAUCUUCAGUCAGCCCUAGAAUCAGAAAGGAGAGAUCGAAGUCAUGGAUCGGAGAUGAUCAGUGAUUUACAAGGUCGAAUAUCUAGCCUAGAAGAAGAAGUAAAAAAUGGAAAGAGUGCAUUAGCCAAACUGGAAAUGGAGAAGAGGCAAUUGCAGGAAAAACUUACAGAUUUAGAAAAGGAAAAAAGCAACAUGGAAAUAGACAUGACAUAUAAAUUCAAAGUCAUGCAGCAGAACCUUGAACAAGAAGAAGCUGAACAUAAAGCUACAAAAGCACGAUUAGCAGACAAAAAUAAGAUCUAUGAAUCUAUUGAAGAAGCAAAAUCUGAAGCCAUGAAAGAAAUGGAGAAGAAGCUUUUGGAAGAGAGAGCUUUAAAACAAAAAGUAGAAAAUCGGUUGUUAGAAGCUGAAAAGCAGCGUUCUAUGCUGGACUGUGAUCUCAAACAAUCACAACAGAAAAUAAAUGAGCUCCUUAAGCAAAAGGAUAAACUAAAUGAAGAUGUAAAAAACCUGACAUUAAAAAUAGAGCAAGAAACACAAAAGCGUUGCCUCACUCAAAAUGACCUCAAGAUGCAAACGCAACAAGUCAACACCUUGAAAAUGUCAGAGAAGCAGCUAAAACAGGAGAAUAACCAUCUUCAGGAAAUCAAAUUAAGCCUGGAAAAACAAAAUAAUGAACUCCGCAAGGAACGUCAAGAUGCAGAUGGACAAAUGAAAGAGCUUCAAGACCAGCUUGAAGCUGAACAGUAUUUCUCAACUCUGUAUAAGACACAAGUUCGAGAACUUAAAGAAGAAUGUGAAGAAAAGGCCAAACUUUGUAAAGAAAUGCAGCAAAAGAUACAAGAGUUACAGGAUGAGAGAGAUUCCUUGGCUGCUCAGCUAGAGAUUACUUUGACGAAAGCUGAUUCAGAACAACUUGCUCGUUCCAUUGCUGAAGAACAGUACUCUGAUUUGGAAAAAGAGAAGAUUAUGAAAGAGCUGGAGAUUAAAGAGAUGAUGGCUAGGCAUAAACAGGAACUUACUGAGAAAGAUGCCACCAUAGCCUCUUUGGAGGAAGCAAACAGGACACUAACUAGUGAUGUGGCUAAUCUUGCUAAUGAGAAAGAAGAACUAAACAAUAAACUGAAAGAAGCGCAAGAACAAAUUACAAAGCUAAAGGAAGAAGAAGCAAAUGUAGGAAAUAUUAAAGCACAAUUUGAGAAACAGUUGUUGAAUGAGAGAACACUGAAAACCCAGGCUGUGAAUAAAUUGGCUGAGAUCAUGAAUCGGAAGGGUCCAGUCAAACGUGGAGCUGACACUGAUGUGCGGCGGAAGGAAAAGGAAAAUAGGAAACUGCACAUGGAACUGAAGUCUGAACGAGAGAAGCUAACCCAAAUGAUGAUCAAAUAUCAGAAGGAGAUCAAUGAAAUGCAGGCACAAAUAGCGGAAGAGAGUCAGAUACGAAUAGAGCUCCAGAUGACUCUAGACAGCAAAGACAGUGACAUUGAACAGCUUCGUUCACAGCUGCAGUCAUUACACAUUGGUCUAGACAACAGUAGCAUAGGCAGUGGACCUGGAGAUGCUGAGGCAGAUGAUGGAUUCCCUGAAUCAAGAUUGGAAGGCUGGCUAUCGCUCCCUGUACGAAAUAACACUAAAAAAUUUGGAUGGGUUAAAAAGUAUGUAAUUGUAAGCAGUAAGAAGAUUCUGUUCUAUGAUAGUGAACAAGAUAAAGAACAAUCUAAUCCAUAUAUGGUAUUAGAUAUAGAUAAACUGUUCCAUGUCCGGCCAGUCACUCAGACCGAUGUGUACAGAGCAGAUUCCAAGGAAAUUCCUAGGAUAUUCCAGAUUCUUUAUGCUAAUGAAGGAGAAAGUAAGAAGGAACAAGAAUUUCCUGUGGAGCCCAUGGGAGAAAAGUCAAAUUAUAUUUGUCACAAAGGACAUGAGUUUAUACCGACUCUGUAUCACUUUCCAACAAAUUGUGAGGCUUGUAUGAAGCCCUUGUGGCAUAUGUUUAAACCUCCCCCUGCUCUAGAAUGUCGCCGUUGCCAUAUCAAAUGUCACAAAGAUCACAUGGAUAAAAAAGAAGAGAUUAUAGCACCUUGCAAAGUGUACUAUGAUAUUUCAACGGCAAAGAACCUACUACUGUUAGCUAAUUCUACAGAAGAGCAGCAAAAAUGGGUGAGCCGACUGGUGAAAAAAAUACCCAAGAAGCCUCCAGCACCAGACCCCUUUGCUCGAUCUUCUCCGAGAACUUCCAUGAAGGUACAGCCAAACCAAUCCAUCAGGCGACCAAGUCGACAGCUUCCUCCAAACAAACCAAGGUGACACAAAAGCUGCUAACUGCUUUCCGUGAAUGCAGACACAAUUCAAGGUGAUAAUUUUCUUCCCAAUAAAGCAAGACUGAAACAUAUCCCAAAAUAUAUUAAAAAUAUAUAUUUUCCUGAGAGAUUGUGCUAUAUAUAUCAGAGGUUUACAUUUUUUGCUGCAAUAUAAAUUACUAAUCUCUGAGGGUUUUCCUGUAUUCCCUUGAGUGACUGAUCAAAUGAGGAAUGGUUGGUAAAUGGUAAAAGGUAACCUUUGAAACUCUGUUCCACAAAAGCUUUCUUGGCAAGACACACACACUACAUUUCACAAAAGGAUUGAGAGGAAUGAAUAUUUAAACUGAAGAAACUGACUUUUCAGCUUUCAUAAAGAUGCCACCAGCAUGUCUGCAGGAAGAACAGGAGAAAGAUCCACCAUAGUGAUAUAGACUGCAUCUGUAAGAAGUGACCAUUAUACUGUGUAUAUAUAUUGUACUGUAAUACUGCAAGAGGGUUUUAAAAAUCUUUCCACUUUAUUUUUUUAUGCUUAUUAAUCAGAUACCAUUACUUAUUGCAGUUGCAACUAUGCACUUGUAUAAAGCCAUAAUGUUGAAGUUUAUAUCAUUCAUACAUGUCUAUCAAAAGCUGCAUGUCAGUGUUCAGCGGCUAGUAUAAGUUUGAAGUAUGUACUAGUUUCAGCUACUUCAUCAUGGGCAGUCCUGUUUUACCUGUCUAAUUGCCUUAAUUUAAUUUUUUUCAAGUUUUUUUGCCCAUUCUCUGUAUUUAAGGAAAAAGAAGGUUUACCAGCUCUUAGGAUGCAAUUUUGCUUUGUGGCAGAAAAAAUAGUGCACUAUUUUUACACCUAGUAAGUAUAUCCAUGUCAGCCUAUUUUGAAUGUAUAUCAACUGGUUUUGAGGGUGGAAAAAUGUUGGUUACAGAAACAAUAUCUGAUAAUAUUGGAAUUACUAGAACAUUUGCUUGUACCUGUAACUGCUCAUCCAGCCCUUUUACAAACCUCAAUAUUAGUUAUUGACUUGUAUUAACCCUCAUUAAGUGCUAUGAAACUUCAUUUUGCCUUGUUUUUGCAUACUGUCCUAGAUGUGUUUUUACUUCUGGAAAAAAAGAAUCUGUGACUAUUUUUGCAUUUCACAACUCAAUAUCCAAGGACUGUCACAAACGUUAAAGAAAACUAAAACAUACUGUAGAUGUACUUUAAAAUUUUAAAUCUGGUUCUCUAGCACAUAGCUGUAGGCAUAGAUAAAUAUUUCAGUAGUGUGUUUUGAGAACUGAUAGCUGGGAAGAAAGGGCCUCAGAGGCACUUAAUCUGACUCUUUUUUUUUACUUGGAGUUGUACAAAAGAUAAUUUAUGUGGGCUCAUUCAUGAUGUAUUCAUAAUUAUCCCAGAAGAUGCAUGUUUUAUACAAUUACAAUAUGCUAUGUUAAACAUAUUGACAGUAAAAAAAAAAUGUAGUCUCCUAUUUGGUCUCUUUUAUAUAUAUAUAUAUGUAUUUAUAUAUAUAUAUAAAAUAUUGUGUGGGAAUGCAGUAAUUUAAAAUAUGAUCUAACACUUCAAUGAAGGAGGACAUUUCACUUUAAAAUUUUGUUUGUUUGUUUUUGUUUUUUAAAGAGUGCUGAAAUGUUUGGAAGGAUAGGACCAUGAUUUAUUUAACACUAUCAUGAAAGGUGGACUUCGAAACACUGAAAUACUGAAAAUGAAUAAAUAUAUUUACAUUUUGUAACCUCUGCUACAGUUCAGUUUAAUAGAGCCAGAAUGUAUUCAGUCUUCUAUUUAUACACUCGCAAAGUAAAAUGUUGCUUGUGAGUUCUUAAAUUCAAAACUAAAACUUUCGUAUCAUUUCUGUUAAGGUAUUAUAACCCAACGCACAGCUAGAGUGUUUUUCCCCUGCUUGUUUUGAUUUACAGAAGUACGGUAUAUUUUUAGGUAAUGCAGAUUUGCAUAGAGUACAACAUUAAAAAUGUAUGCAGUAAAACUGUUUCCAUUCACUGAAUGCAUAAAUAUUUUAUAUAUAAAAAUUUGUUACAUUGUGGGAAGUUCUAUCCUUUUCAGAAUUGGAGAAUAUUAUAUAUAUAUUUUUAAAUAAACUAUUUGAGUAAGGUAAAAUA